GUCUCGGGUCCGAGGUUUGUUUCAAAGUGUUUGACCCACAGCGAGCGUGACCCUAACAUCCAGUAACCCAUUAACCCUGAGGUUGCGUCCACCUCCGCGUGCCCCUUCGCUGUUGGCACAAGGUGGGAAGGCAAGGUCGCCCGAUUAAAGUAGCACAAUCGGGCAGCACCGCGAAACGCAAUAGGCGAGAGUAGUGGUCGUAGUAAGUUCGGCCGCGGGGUGUGAUGGAAACGAUUAAGAGGGAAAAUAUACAGCUAGGUGAUAAUAGAAAACUGGUGGCCACGAUGGGCGGCCCACUACCACCAUCAGCAAUCGGCGCUACGGCCAGCAGCGGUACGGUGGUCGUCCGGUCGUCACCAACACAGCCAACACCGCCCCAGUCGGUCGCCGAAGCGAGCGUCGUCAAUCCGGUCACGUCACUGUGCGAGGUGGUCGACCAGCGCCAGGCACCGGGCGAGAAAUCAGUUCAUCCGCAGUCGCCGACGUCGCACCGUGCGUGGUUUCGGAAGUCCAACACUUGUGGCAGCCUGUACGUACAGUGUGGCUGCACCGUAGAGCCCGGUGACGGCACGCAACCGAACGACCAGCAACGUCACAGUGAUCCUGCCUGGAGUUCCAGCCCACCCCGUCCGCCAGUGCCGACGCGACCUAUUUCGCUGUCCGAUAAGGACAUUCGAAGGAUUCGCCCCCGGACCGAUAAGCCCCCGUUCAUACACCCGGACAGCCCGACGACGGUGUACAGCGGUGCGGCCGUUCCCCACGAUGCCUCGGUGAGGAAGUCCCACCCCAACCGUGCCCUUGUCCCGACGGCACAAACCGCCAACGGGGACUACGAAAUUCUGCACACGGCAACGGCACAUUCCAAGCGCUACUCGACACCGACCAUCGGCACCGGGUACGCCUUCCAUCCGGAGUUUGUCCUGCAAAAGCUUGGCCCGAUCGGUGACGAGACUGGCGGUGCGGCUCAAAUCCAGUCCCCUUCGCCCCAGUCGGAACCGGUGCGUGGCGGUGCAGCGAAAGUUGUGUUCAAGCAAAGAAGCUGCACAAGCUACCCGGGACUAGCGGAAGGCAGUGAACCGUUUGGGGCGUCCUUUUCGAACGCGUCCAGCGUCGAGGAAGUUGGGUCUGGAGUAGCGCGGCGCCAGGACACUGAAAUCGGUGCUCUGCCUACGCUUGGGUCGUUCGAGGAUCUUGAGCGACGGCAAAGUGUGAGUUCGCCGCCACCGCCACAGCAACAGCAACACCAACCAGCCGUCACCGUGAACGACACUGGUGGUACCCUUGACACGACCGGACAUUGCCGCGGCGUGCUAAUUGAAUCAAACAGCAACAGUGCGGGCAAAGUGAGCAGCGCGUGCGCCAUCCCGGCACGGAAGGGCAGGCAGCUGUUUGUGGACAGUGGCAGCGAUCAACUUAGCGUCUCGCUCGACACUGGGCGCGAGGCACACCGGCGGAGCGAGGCAGCCCACCAUCAGCCCGGUGCCGUUGCGAGCUGCAUCAGCGCAGAGAACAGCCCGCCGAGCCCACCGUCCCUGCUGCUCAGCCCGGUCAUACCGUCAAAGUUCGACUGCUCCGCGAAGGAGUACCUGAUACAGUCCGGCAUACUCGGUCCGAUGGGUAAUGGGUCGUCGCUGCUCAUGCGCAAAACCUCCAAGAUUGUGCCGAACAUUGAUACGCCGGUGAAGGAGCGGAUACGCAAAAAUUCGGUAAAGUUUUGGGGCAAAGUGCUUACCGAAGAUCGGCGAAAAUCGCUCACCGGUCAGUGUGACAGUUUGCAGUCGUACGGCAGCUCAAUGACGAUCAGCGGUACCGAACCGAACAGCCUGGAGGAGGAGCUCGUUGGUCUGCGCAGGCUGCUGAGGGCGCGCGAUGACGAGAUCGACAAGCUGCGGCGUGAGAUCGACAAGCUGAAGAGUGUACUGCAGCAGAAGGCAAUCAACAGUCUCGAGCAAACGAGCAUACCAUCGGGACAGCAGCGGCUAACGCUGACCAGCCCGGCGGGCACACCGUCGCACAAGGGCCAGCAUGUGGCCGAGGGUGAGCUGCUGUCCAGCAUACAGGCCAACUACGCGAUGGCCGGUCAGCCGCUGUCCGAACUGUUCGGCAUAUCCGGCAACAGCUUCAAGCUGCACCAGAUGAAGUCGGUCAAGGGCAUCACGCUGCAGGCGAUGAAGAAGCAGGGCGUGUCGGGCGAAAGCUGCGACCUGAUGGGUAGCCAGUCGAGCGACAUUAAGAUACCAAAGUACAAGAAAGAUUUCAGUGCAAAGCAGCUGAUCAAAGACGCAAUCAUGGAGAACGAUUUCUUUAAAAAUAUCGACUCGCUGCAGAUAAGAGAGAUCGUCGAUUCGAUGUACAGCCGAGAGUUUCGCAAGGGUGAGUACGUCAUCCACGAGGGUGAGGCCGGAUCGCAUCUGUACGUGUCAGCGGCCGGUGAGUUUGAAGUCAUCAAGGAUAGCAAGGUGCUAGGGGUGAUGGGACCGGGCAGGGCAUUCGGUGAGCUCGCCAUACUGUACAACUGCACGCGAACGGCAUCGAUACGAGUGCUAUGUGAUUCCCGCGUCUGGGUGCUGGACCGUCGAGUGUUCCAGCAGAUAAUGAUGCGCACCGGAAUGCAGCGGAUUGAGGAGAACGUGAACUUUUUGAAGUCGGUACCGCUGCUAAAGCACCUCAGCAACGAUGUCCUUACAAAAAUUGCUGACGUUUUGGAGGUGGAAUUCUAUCCGGCUGGAGCAUUCAUCAUACGGCAAGGUGCCGCUGGAGAUACGUUCUUUUUAAUUAGCCAAGGAACGGUAAAAGUAACUCAGCGGCUUCCCGGACGCUCGGUGGAGGAAGAGAUACGCAUCCUCGUCCGUGGAGAGUACUUUGGCGAGCAGGCGCUCAUUAGGGAGGACAAGCGCACGGCCAACAUUAUUGCCAUGUCGCCCGGUGUCGAGUGUCUGACGCUGGAUCGCGAAUCGUUCACCAAGCACAUCGGCGACCUGUGCGAACUGCAGGAGAAAAACUACGGCGACGAGGAGCGAGUGCUUGCGUUCCGCAAUCUCGAGAACACUCACCCAUCGCUCGGAUCGUGUCAACCGGAGCUAAUGGAUGUGAAUCUAUCCGACCUGGAGGUGGUGGGAACGCUCGGUGUCGGUGGGUUCGGUCGGGUCGAGCUGGUAAAGCUCGAGCGGAACGGUGAUACGAAGGUGUACGCGCUGAAGUGCAUGAAGAAGCGGCACAUCGUGGACACGCGACAGCAGGAGCACAUGUACAGCGAGCGGAAGAUUAUGCUGGCCUGCCAGAGCCCGUUCAUCUGCCGGCUGUACCGCACGUACAAGGAUGCGAAGUUCGUGUACAUGCUGCUGGAGGCUUGCAUGGGCGGUGAGGUGUGGACGAUCCUGCGCGAUCGCGUGACGUUCGAGGACUCGACGGCUAAGUUUAUCGUGGCGUGCGUCCUGCAGGCGUUUGACUUUCUGCACGCCCGGGGCAUCGUGUAUCGGGAUUUGAAGCCGGAGAAUCUGCUGCUGGAUGCGCGGGGAUAUGCAAAAUUGGUUGACUUUGGAUUCUCCAAAUUCAUUGGCUAUAGCAGCAAAACGUGGACAUUCUGUGGUACGCCCGAGUACGUGGCGCCGGAAAUAAUUCUCAACAAAGGGCACGACCGAUCCGUCGACUACUGGGCAUUGGGCAUACUGAUACACGAGUUGCUGACUGGCAUCCCACCCUUUACUGCAGCAGAUCCCAUGAAAACGUACAAUAUCAUACUGAAGGGCAUCGACAUGGUAAACUUCCCCAAGCACAUGUCCCGUGCCGCCGUCAGCCUUAUCAAACGACUCUGCCGAGAUGUCCCAUCGGAGCGGUUGGGUUACCAGCGCGGUGGCGUACAGGACAUCAAAAAGCACAAAUGGUUCCAGGGUUUCGACUGGGAUGGUUUGAUCGCGCUCACACUUAAAUCCCCACUGCAGCCGAACCUGCUGGGACCGCUGGACAUGUCCAACUUCGAUAUCUUCCCCAAAGACUUAGACAUUCCGCCGGACGAGCUGUCCGGGUGGGAUGCCGAUUUCUGAGAGCUUCUUGGGCGCUAACGCCACCAUAUCAGCAACCGUUCGGGUAGUAGUGAUACGAAUAAUCUGCAAUAAUACAUGCCUAGCAAUAAGUUGGUUAAACGUUGUUUUUAUAGCGUUAAGAUGCAUUAAAGUAAAAAAAAAAACACACAGAACGCACACAA
Messenger RNA from Anopheles coluzzii, 4204 nucleotides. RefSeq names its product cGMP-dependent protein kinase, isozyme 1 (gene Pkg21D). The transcript is spliced from 11 exons. The coding region runs from base 225 to 4043 and encodes 1272 amino acids. Gene Ontology annotation, biological process: protein phosphorylation. The record is from RefSeq and is a predicted model, not a curated record. Gene Ontology annotation, molecular function: ATP binding; cGMP-dependent protein kinase activity. Lineage: Eukaryota; Metazoa; Arthropoda; Insecta; Diptera; Culicidae.